Messenger RNA from Acanthosepion pharaonis, 1299 nucleotides. The record is from the annotation of a GenBank genome assembly. NCBI's taxonomy places the organism in Eukaryota, Metazoa, Mollusca, Cephalopoda, Sepiida, Sepiidae.
AUGGAAGCUGGCAGUGUAGGUUUGUCUCUCAUCAUCUGGGUUGCUUGUGGCAUCUUCUCUAUGAUUGGUGCUUAUUGUUAUGCUGAACUUGGAACCAUGAUUCUACGCUCAGGUGCAGAUUAUGCAUACAUAUUUGAAGCCUUUGGGGAAUUCCCUGCUUUUUUGCGUCUCUGGGUUGAAUGCAUGAUCGUACGGCCAUGUUCCCAAGCCAUUGUUGCACUGACUUUCUCCUAUUAUGUGAUAGAGCCACUUUUUCCAGAUUGUGAUCAGCCAGGUCUUGCUGUGCGCCUUCUUGCAGUUAUUGCAAUUUUGGUUCUAACAUUUGUGAAUUGUAAGGAUGUGAAGUGGGCAACCCGUGUCCAGGAUAUUUUUACGUAUGCUAAAGUUUUGGCGUUAUUGCUUAUCAUCAUUACAGGAUUUGUCCAGCUUGGCAAAGGAAAUGUGGAAUAUUUUGACAAUUCAUUCCAAGAUUCAGAAAGUGAUGUAACAAAAAUCUCCCUGGCAUUUUAUUCUGGCCUUUUUGCUUACAAUGGAUGGAACUACCUGAACUUUGUCAUUGAAGAGUUAAAAGACCCUUACAGAAAUCUACCUCGAGCUAUUUGGAUUUCAAUCAUCAUGGUUACUGUCAUUUAUGUGUUAGCCAAUGUGGCUUACUUUUCAACUGUAAGUCCUGCAGAAAUAAAAUCCGGAGCUGCCGUUGCUGUGAUGUUUUCCAAGAGAAUUUAUGGAAUCAUGUGGUGGAUCAUGCCAAUCUUUGUCUCUCUCUCAACAUUUGGUGGAAUAAAUGGGGUCCUCUUCACUUCAUCAAGACUGUUCUUUGUUGGUGGUCGUGAGGGUCACAUGCCUCAAGUAAUGAGCUAUGUAGCAGUUAAUAACCUCACCCCAAUGCCUGCUGUCUUGUUCAUGGGAAUUCUGUCUUUGUUUUAUUUGGUGUCAUCUGACUUGUACGCUCUCAUCAAUUAUGUGUCAUUUGUCAACUGGAUGGCCAUUGGCUUAUCUGUUGCUUCUCUGCUUUAUUUUCGAUAUACUCAUCCAGAAUGGCAAAGACCAAUCAAGGUGCAUUUGGUUUGGCCUAUCAUAUAUACAAUUGGAUCUAUUUUUCUUAUCCUUUUGCCAUUAUAUGCCAAGCCUGUUGAAACUGGAAUCGGUUGCUUGAUUAUUGCCAGUGGCAUUCCUGUUUAUCUAAUUUGUGUGGCCUGGAAAAGUAAACCAAGGUUCAUCCAGAAACUUACAAGUGAUGGAACAAUUUGGCUUCAGAAAUUGUUAAUGGUUGUUCCUGAAGAGAAGAGAAACGUUUAA